Leopardus geoffroyi (Geoffroy's cat) is the source of this 4378-nucleotide messenger RNA. It is a transcript of the gene DTX3L, whose product is annotated as deltex E3 ubiquitin ligase 3L. The record is from RefSeq and is a predicted model, not a curated record. Gene Ontology annotation, biological process: protein ubiquitination; Notch signaling pathway. The transcript has 5 exons. Bases 90 to 2306 code for a protein of 738 amino acids. NCBI's taxonomy places the organism in Eukaryota, Metazoa, Chordata, Mammalia, Carnivora, Felidae.
ACUGAAACUUUGCGGCCCAGGGCGGCGGGGCGCGGCGCACUCGCGCCCCGGCCUAGACGCACCCCCGGAGCCCGACGACGCCGAGAGCCAUGGCCUCGACCCUCCGUUCUCCGUCCCCGCUGCUGGUGCGGGUGUCCGAGUCCAGCCCCCGAACACGCUUGAAGCUGGGAAUCUACUUCCAGAGCCAGAACUCUGGCGGCGGGGAGUGCACCGUCCAGCCCCUCGACCCCAGGGACCAGGUCACCUUCCAGGUGACGUUCAUGGAAAGGGAAGCUAAAGAGAGAGUCUUGAAGAAAGAAAAGCAUCAAAUUAUGGUUGACAACAAACUUGUGACUGUUUUUCUGGAGCCCACUGAGAAUCCAACAGAGAAGAAUGCAAGACCCAGAACAUCUUUGCUGGCACAGUCACAAGAUGCUUCUGGUGAGAGGCAUCCAAACAAAGAACAUAUUCCUAAUGCCGUGGAUUCCUGUGUCCAAAAGAUCUUUCUUAGUGUCACAGCUGACCUGAACUGUGACCUCUUCUCUAAAGAGCAGAGGGAACACAUAACCACCAUCUGCCCCGACAUCAAAAAGAUGGAAGGGCACAAUGGAAUUGAGAAGGUGUGUGGUACCUUCGGAGAUAUUGAAAAAAUACAUCACUUCUUGAAUAAGCAACUCCGGGAAAGGGGGCAGAAACAUGAAUCUUCCUCUUUGACAACAGAGAAGGAGCCAGUCCAUCAGCACCAGAACGGCUGCCCUUAUUCCCCUGAACCAAAAAACAGGGCAGAAGAAAAAAGUGGCCAUUUUGAAAUUCCCUUGCCUUUCUUCGAAUACUUCCAACUUAUCUAUCCUGAUAAAAUGGACUCAAUACAGAACAGAUUUGGUGUAAAAAUAAUAAUCCAGCAGAGUUCGAACAUAGUCUAUUUAGACUUCACCUCGAAUCAACCAGGUGACCUCAGAGCAGCUCAGGAGUUUUUUGUCAGUGAAUUUCAGAAAACUGUAGGACUUCUGGAGCAACAAUGUGUUGCUUUCGCAGACAGUAAGCAGGCAAAUAAAAUCAAACAGGAAUUGAAUCAUCGGUUUACAAAGCUCCUUAUAAAGGAGAAAGGAGGAGAAUUAACUCUCCUUGGGACCCAAGAUGACAUUUCAGCUGCCAGAUAUUUUUUUGCUCUGAAAGACUCUGAGAGUCUUGUCAUGGGACCUGUGAAAAUAUCAACUCCCAGAUGCAUGAUGAAUGGAAUUGAAGUUGAUACUUUUCAGUAUAAGCUUUUAGAAGCUGAAAUACUCCAGGAGAUACCAAAGAUAGAAAAAAAGUAUGACACUCAAUGUAAGGUUUCAGGAAACACUGAGAAAACCUGCCUCCUAUUUGAACCUAAGGACAAGGAAUUAGAUCUGUCUGCCCAUGCUUAUGCAAGUUUCAUUGAUGUCUAUCAACAUGUGUCAGGUCAGGUGAUGAGAGAAGUUCUUUCACUGAAACCUUUGGGCAAAGAGAGAAUGCACUUACAUGGGACCAAGUUUGCUGAUGGCUUUAGGAAAAAGCAUCCAAAUGUACACUUUGUACUGAAUCAAGAGACAAUGACUUUGAUUGGAUUGCCAGAUCACCUUGCAAAGGCAAAGCAGUGUAUCUUUAAAAAAGUGGGGAUGUCCCCAUUAGCUGGAGACAAAUGGAAUGAGGACCAUGAAACAUCCAUGGACAUUGACAGUAAUGAUUCAAAAACAGCUUCACCCACAUUCCAGCACUCUGCCGGUUCUGGGGCGUCAGGCAUGGGCAAGGAAGAGGACAUAUGUAGCAUCUGCAUGGACAUGAUUAGUAACAAAGAAGUGCUACCCAAGUGCAAGCACGCAUUCUGCUCCCCUUGUAUCAACAAAGCCAUGUCCUAUAAACCGGUCUGUCCUGUGUGCCAGACUUCCUAUGGUAUCCAGAAAGGCAAUCAGCCAGAGGGAACCAUGACUGUCACUGUCCUAGAAGACUCACUUCCAGGUUAUGAAUCCUGUGGCUCCAUUGUGAUUAAUUAUAACAUGAAAGGAGGCAUUCAAACAGAAAAGCACCCAAACCCAGGAAAGGCAUACUCUGGAAUACAACGAACCGCAUACCUGCCCAAUAAUGAGGAAGGAAUCGAAGUUUUGAGACUGCUUCGUAGGGCCUUUAACCAAAAGCUGAUUUUUACGGUGGGGGAGUCUCGAGUAUUAGGAAUCUCAGAUGUCAUUACAUGGAAUGACAUCCACCACAAAACAUCCCGUUUUGGGGGCCCGCAAAAGUUUGGCUACCCUGAUCCUGGUUAUUUGAAACGUGUUAAACAAGAGCUGAAAGAUAAAGGAAUUGAGUAAGAAAACUGCUGGAAGGAUGUCUUGAGCCAAGCUUUCAAAAGACACAGUUGAAGAAACAUCUUUAAAUUUUUUUUCAUCUCAAGAAGUGGUCUGUUUAGAAGUGAGAGUCUACUAGUCUGUCAUUUCUGGAGUGUUACUUUUUAUGGAAGAUAAAAGUUCCAGGGGCGCCUGGGCGGCUCAGUUGGUUGAGCAUCCAACUUCUGCUCAGGUUGUGAUCUCACAGUUCAUGAGCUCCAGCCCCACACUGGGCUCUCUGUUGUCAGCAUGGAGCCCACUUCAGAUCCUCUCCGCCCCACCCCCGUCCCUCCCCUGUACUUUCUCUCUCUCUCAAAAAUAAACAUUAAAAAAAUUAAAAAUUAAAGAAAGCUCCAAAAUCAAUGUGAUUUUGCUGCAGAGGUGUUGUGCCUCAUUCUUGUGUCUUCUUUGGGGAGUAGGGAGUGGAGUACUGGGGGUCUGAAAUAAUCUUGUGUUCUUCAGUUGAAAUAGUAGCUGUCAAUUGAUCCUCUUUCUACUGCUGUCUCUGACAUACCCUUUUGGGGUUUUUUUUUGUUUGUUUUCUCUUUACCCUAAAAGUAAAAUCCUAGUAUGAGUGGCAGAGGAAAGGGCUUUGGUUAUGGAAAAUUAGAGACACACAUUUUCUUCCCUCCCUCAUGGCCAAAAAAGUGGCCAGAAGCAGAGACUGGGCAACAAAGGAGUAAGUCUAUUAUUUUUCACAGUACAGAGCCUGGUAUGCAGUUGGUGCCUCAUAAUGCUUUGCUGCCUGACUCAGGUUACUAAUAACCCAGCAGAGGGCUAUAUGCUCCCUGAAUCUUUGACAGAGGCAGGAGUAAGGAAGCCAUAUCUGGAGACCUUACUACUGAUGUGGAAAACUGAGUUUCUUUAGUCCAGAACACUUAACCUCUAAACUCUGAACUCCAACCAGUCCUCUAACUUGGUCCUUGCUCCUUCCUGAGUUUUAUAAUCUGCCAUAUGGGGUGCAUUUGUCCUGUCAUACUAAUGCUACACGUUUCUGAACAUUUUUUCCUCUGGAUAUCACUAUACUUUUUAAGUAUACCCUGCUUGCAGAUAAAUAACCUUUCCUUAGUUUCCACAGACUAUCAUUUUCUCAGUUAUGUAGCCCCCAUAAUAGUUUUUCCAUUCUUUUACUAAGUCCCACCAAGUCCUGUUUUCUUCCUUAAAAUCUCUCUCCCUGGUACUAUCUCUGGACAGAGACAAAGCAAGUUGAGCCUGCUAUUAAUAUAUGACAUGUCAAAAUGCACUUUUAAAUGGUUUUCCAAGUCAGAAGAAAAUUAUACUAGCAAAUUAUCUGGGUAUCCAUGUCCCAGCCCCUCUCCAAAAAAGAUGAAGUUUUUUUCUUUUCCUAAAGAUACACAUACACGCACAUAUACAUUUUUUAUAAUCAGAUGGUAAUAGCUUAGCUAAUAUUUAUUAUAGAUUUAUUUUAUCCCUUUUUUAAGGGCUUUAUACCUGGGACUAAUACUAUUACUAUCCCCAUUUUAUAACUGAAAAAACUGAUGCACAGAGAGGAUAAGUACUUUGACAAAGGUCACAUCGUUUAUAAGUAGAAGUUCUGGGAUUUGAAAAAGGUAGUCUGGCACCAAGGCUUCUGCACCCCAGAGCUACCCUGCUCCAACUGGGCAAGCUGAGGAGUCCCAUGAUUCUGGGCUUCUCUCAGAAGUGGAUUCCUGCACAGUGCCCAAAGUAGAUUUCCUCCAAGGAGGUCCUAUAUGAAGAACUUAAAAACCCAGAAUCUUUUCCUUUGUCCAGAGAGUUAAGGGAUAGGUCUUUUUUAAAAAAAUCAGAUUAUACAUUUAGUUUUUGAUGAUUCAAGUUUUUACUAUUAGGAUUGUUUUGUGUCUACAGAUCUUUUGGCUAAAUUUGCUUCAAAAAAGCAAAAGUUUGGUUCCUGCUAAGUUCUGGAUCUUUGACUGCAAUGUGUGCUCAAAGGCAAGUUUCAUGGUGCCAGUGGUUGGAGAGCCUUUGGAUUACCGCUCUUGUUCUGUGACAGUAUUAUCAUCUGUAUCUGCUUCAUUAUUUUUUUGUAUCUGCUUUAAAUAAAGUUAUAUACGGGG